CUCGGUCGCCAUUUUAAUGCAUAUUCUGUAGGCAAGUUAUACUCUGAUUUUUAGAUUUUUUGUGCGUGUUUUUCAACUGUUUAAUUACAAUUUUAAUCGUUUGUGCUACUCAUUAAUAUUUAGUUUAUAUGAUACAUAUUAUGUGAAUUAGUUCAUUUGUGACUCAAAAUGCCUAGAUACGACGACAGCCCGAGAGACCGGAGUCCAAUUGAAUCACGCCGUGAUCGAAAUAGAAUCAAAUCACCAUCUGACCGUAGACGUGGACGUGAUUCACCUGUAAAUGUUUCAUUGCGAAGUGGAAGUGUUAGAGAUCCUUAUGAUGACUAUCCAACUUCUAGAGUGAAAUCAGAACGUGAAUCAGCGGCCUAUAAAAUAUUGUGUAUCUCUAAUCUUAAUGCUAAAGUUGGUGAUACCACUGUCAAAGAAGCUCUUAGUAGAGAGUUUAGCCGGUUCGGCGAUGUUUCAGUUAAGGUGUGUCAUGACGAUAAUGAUAGAUUUGCUUACAUUUACUUUCGUUCUUAUGAGGAAGCUCGAGAAGCGCGACAUAACAAGCCUAGACUUCAUCUAUUUGAUAAGGCUGUUGAAAUUGAGCCUAUUUAUGAUCAUCGCAGUAGCAUGUUGACUAGCAGUAGCAGUAGCUCUGGAAGAAGGAGAAGUGUUUCACCGGCAUAUACCUCAUCACGUAGUGCUCGAGGUCCACCAGCAAGUCCACCGCCCAGUAGUCGACGACCACCACCACCUCCUCCCCCUCUACCCCUGCAAUCAAGAAACAAUGUAGAAAAGAGCUCGAGUAAUAGUGGUAAUAGCAAUCAACAGUAUUCUAGGCCUGCACAUAGGCCAUCAACUAGCUCUAGUAGUGAUUAUCAUCACCAAACUCGUCCUUCCGGAACUACAAAUAGACAAACUCACCGCGAAUCUAAAAAAGAGAAAUUUCCCAAUUACUUGCAUCACAUUCCUCCGGAAGAUGAUGAUAAAGCAACUCGAACUUUAUUCGUGGGAAAUCUCGAAGUUACAAUUUCUGAAGCUGAUUUAAGACGCAUAUUCGAACGAUACGGUGUAGUUGAAGACAUUGAUGUGAAAAGACCUCCUCCUGGACAAGGAAAUGCUUAUGCUUUUAUAAAAUUCUUGAAUCUUGAUAUGGCUCAUAGAGCUAAAGUUGAGAUGUCAGGACAAUAUAUCGGCAAAUUUCAAUGUAAAAUAGGUUAUGGUAAAGCCACUCCUACUCCAAGGAUUUGGGUUGGAGGAUUGGGACCAUGGACAUCUCUUACACAUUUAGAGAGGGAAUUUGAUAGAUUUGGCUCUAUCCGAAAAAUUGAUUUUACGAAAGGAAAUAACUAUGCUUACUUACAAUUUGAUAGCAUUGACGCUGCUACUGCUGCUUGUCAAGAGAUGCGAGGUCACGCAUGUGGACCAGACAAGCGUUUAAGAGUUGAUUUCGCUGACCCAAGUCCAUAUAGUCGAGACCCGAGCUCCGAUUACAACUCACCACCGAGACAAGUUACUACCACUUCAAGUGCUUCAAGAUACCAUGGAAGUGAUUAUGGUGACAACUACAAUGAAAAAACAAGUUCAAGAACUCGUCCCGCCAACGUUAGUGGGGAUAGUUAUAGUGGCAAUGACAAUGAGGAUAAUAAACGUGAAAGAAGUGGUUAUCCUAGUGGUAGUGGUAGUGGUAAUAAUUCCAAUUGGAAUUACUGGGAGGAAACCUCUCGAAGUCCAAAUGACCGGCGCAGAGCCAGGCCAAGGACCCCUGAAACUGGUAGUGGUGAUGUGAGUGAACGCAAAAAGUCUCGUCGAACCUCCUUGUCUCCCGAUGGUGGACUAGGAGGCGACCGUACUCCUGGAUCACCACGUCGUUCAAGUAGAACCAGUGCAGGACAAGAAUCAGCGGGUAAACAUUCACCCAACUUUGAAAGGAAUAAAAGUGAAGAACGUAAUCGUGCUCCAGCUCCCUUGGAGAAUAUUAAAGUUUUCUCUGAUUUUACUAAAUUUUGUCCUUCUGCAUGGAACGGAGGUUUAAUAUUGAAAAACAGCGCCUUCCCUGCUAAAAUGUACCUUUGUAGUGGGGAUAUUUCCCUUGUUGAUAUUCUAAUGCAAGAUCCAUCAUCGGAAAUGCCUAUGCUCAAGAUUACCCAGCGACUACGUUUUGAUCCACUAAAGUUAGAAGAUGUAUCAAGAAGGAUGAACAGUGCCGGCGCUUCAGGACACUGUAUGCUAUUCGCCACAGCAGGAUCUAGCAACGCACAGCUUCAAGCAGGACUUGGUGAAGAUGGACGGGCCGUGCAAACCCGACCUUUGAAAAAUCUUGUGACUUAUUUAAAGCAAAAAGAAGCUGCUGGUGUCAUCUCGUUAACAAACAAUAAAGAGGUCAUUGGAGUGCUUUAUGCUUUCCCACCAUGUUCAUUUGCAUUGGAUCUUCUACGCAAAGUUGCACCCAAUUUAUCUGCAGAAAGUCCUAAGGAAGAAUAUUUAGUUGUGGUUGUAGUACGUGGUUCAACCUAAUCAUAUCUUAAAAGCUAGCAGUUAAAGAAUAGACGACAACUUGUAUUCAAUACUCUUCAACAUCAUGCUUGUUCUUAUUCAUUACCUGAAUGAAUUUGACAUUUUCUUACCUUCCCCUCUAUCCCUUUAUACUUCACAUAUUUUCCUUUUUUUGACCUCCCUUCAGUGUAGGUUUUUUUUGGUUUCAUUUUCUGAAUCUAUGUGAGUGUAGGUGCAGCAUAAAUGACUUAAGGAGCAACAACAAGACCACCGACAUCGACAUGUAUUUUAACUUUAACCUCUGCAGAAUUAUUUGAGCCAAGGAUGAUGUUUAAUCGAUCAACUUUAAAUCUCAAAUUUAAACCAGCACUUUCUUGACGAAAUAAUGUAAAUCUACUAAUUAACCUUUCAAUGAUUGGUCAGUGUUAUAUUGUGCCAGUUUACCACUUAAUCUUACACGUUUAUCUAAAACUCAGAAAGCAACUACUGCCACCGCACACUUAAAAAACAACAUAUGAUUCUUUUUCUUGUAUUAUUAUAUUAUUUAAAUGAGAGCAAAAUAAUAAUUUACCAUAAUCCUAGGCUGUGGUCUUAUAAAAAAUGAAUUUUUGAUGAUCUCUUUA
Tetranychus urticae (two-spotted spider mite) is the source of this 3104-nucleotide messenger RNA. It is a transcript of the gene nito, whose product is annotated as RNA-binding protein spenito. The record is from RefSeq and is a predicted model, not a curated record. Gene Ontology annotation, molecular function: RNA binding. NCBI's taxonomy places the organism in Eukaryota, Metazoa, Arthropoda, Arachnida, Trombidiformes, Tetranychidae.